AUAUGGAUGGCUUUACGAUGGUCUGGUUUGUUAGUCAUGCCGCGAAUACUGCGCUGCUUGAACGUUUCCAGGAUAUCUGCGAUGCUCCUUCGCAGUUGUUUCCUGUACGGAACGGUCUUUGGAGUGAUCACCUUUCGAAUUGAGAGAAAGAACUCGCAGUUGGUGGCCAUCAACCGAAGGGGUUACCUGUGGAUCUGCCUGGUUAUUAGACUUUUGGCAAGCUGUUCCUAUGGCUACAGUUACUAUGCCUGGUCUGGCCAAUACGAUGAUUUGUACCUUCGGGCUUUCUUCGGUUUCCGAUUGAUCGGCUGUCUGAUCUGCAGCGUCAUUAUCCUGGUGAUGCAGUUUUGGUUCGGCGAGGAGCUCCUCAGCCUGGUCAACCGUUUCCUUCAGCUCUUUCGGCGAAUGCAAAGUUUGACAAAUUCUCAGAAAAAUAGAUUUGGUGACAGGGCUGAAUUUCUCUUGAUGUUCACUAAAGUAUUCUCCUUACUCUUCGUAUUCAUGGCCUUUCGAUUAAUGCUCUCACCCUGGUUCCUGCUAACUUUACUGUGCGAUUUAUACACGUCUGUCGGAACGGGAAUGAUAACACAUUUGUGUUUCGUUGGCUAUCUCAGCAUUGGUGUCCUUUACAGGGACCUGAACAACUAUGUCGAUUGCCAACUGAGGGCCCAGUUAAGAUCACUGAAUGGGGAGAAUGAUUCGUUGAAUUCGCAACCAAAACGUCAGGCCAUCUCGAAUUUGGACAAGUGUUUGUAUCUCUAUGACGAGAUACACCAGGUGUCACGCAGUUUCCAGCGACUCUUCGAUCUACCACUUUUUCUCAGCCUCGCACAAAGUCUGUUGGCCAUGACCAUGGUUUCCUACCACGCCUUUCUGCGAAGACAAUACAGUUUCAACCUCUGGGGCUUGGUCAUCAAACUACUCGUCGAUGUGGUGCUGCUGACCAUGUCCGUGCACUCAGCUGUUAAUGGUUCUCGAUUGAUAAGGCGGCUGAGCUUUGAGAAUUUCUAUGUGACUGACAGCCAGAGUUACCACCAAAAGGUGAGUCCAGGUGCUAUAACCUUAAGGUUUAAGUUCGAUACUUUUCCAAUCUUGCAGCUGGAGCUUUUCCUGGGCCGCCUUCACCACCAGGAGCUGCGCGUGUUUCCUUUGGGCCUCUAUGAGGUCUCCAACGAACUGACCCUAUUCUUCCUGUCGGCAAUGCUGACCUAUCUGGUCUUUCUGGUACAGUACGGUAUGCAGUCGCAGCAAAUUUGAUUCAACGUCACGCAUUGCUUGCGGCAUUGCACCCUCCCAAAAACCUCGCGAUACGAUACACCUGCCAGGCCCACUUGCCCACCUGUCCUGCGGUUGCACGCAAAUAAAACAAUGAAUAAAGAACGGAAUUUCACAAGACAAAACUAGAAAGAAACAAAAAACCAAAAACAACAAGCUCAAAUCGGCAGUUGCAGGACCCAAUUCCCAAUUUCCGGUUAACCGUUUGUUCCGCUGCAAUUUUUCCCAUGAAACUUGGUCGCGGCAUUAAUUAAACAUUCAUGCUAACGUCAAGCGGAAAAUUUAUGCGGCACUCGGAUGGCGGAGGGAGCGAGGGGGGCGCAUUAUCAGCGCACAGUUCACGCUAAAAGGCGCAUAAAAACAAGGCCGAGGCCGUCGCUCUAAUUAGCAUAGGUUAGGGUACAAAGCCGGUCCUCAGAAAGACACAAAAGCCAUAAAGGUGCACUUGCCACU
This is a messenger RNA of Drosophila simulans, 1728 nucleotides long. RefSeq names its product putative gustatory receptor 93b (gene Gr93b). The transcript has a single exon. Gene Ontology annotation, biological process: sensory perception of taste. The coding region runs from base 7 to 1257 and encodes 416 amino acids. Gene Ontology annotation, cellular component: membrane. The record is from RefSeq and is a predicted model, not a curated record. NCBI's taxonomy places the organism in Eukaryota, Metazoa, Arthropoda, Insecta, Diptera, Drosophilidae.